GGGGAUGAAGCUAGGGAGAGGGGAGUGGGGCUGCCUCUGAGCCAACGCCGAGGGACGGGACGGGACGGGGCGCGCCCCGCCUGCCGUCCCUCAGCGCUUCUGGGCCCAGACUCUCCCUGGGCCGCCCCCACCCAGCCAUGCCAUCCCCUCUGCCUCUCGCCCAUCUUCCGCCCGGCGUGUCCCUGACCUGCUCCUCCGAAGCUCCUCUUGGGAUGACGUGGCUGUGGUCGCUGCUGCUGCUAGGGCUAGGCCUGGGCCAAGGGGCCUGGGGCAAGCCCCCCCCGGACGCCGGGGUCCCCCUCUCCAGCCGGGUACACCAGCAGGCGCCGCUGAGUGAGGCCAAGCACGACGACUCCCACGGAGACUUCCAGUUUGACCACGAAGCCUUCCUGGGCAGGGAGGCAGCGCUUGAGUUUGACCAGCUCAGCCCGGAGGAGAGCAAAGCCGGGCUCGGGCGGAUCGUAGACCGAAUGGACCGAGAUGGGGACGGGGAUGGCUGGGUGUCCCUGGAUGAACUUCGGGCUUGGAUCGCUCACACUCAACAGCGCCACAUCCGAGACUCGGUCACCAGCGCGUGGGAUACCUACGACACGGACCGAGACGGCCGCGUGGGCUGGGAGGAGCUGCGCAACGUCACCUACGGCCACUACCAGCCUGGAGAGGAAUUCUCCGACGUGGAAGAUGCCGAGACCUACAGGAAACUGCUGGCUCGGGAUGAGAGGCGGUUCCGGGCGGCUGACCAAGACGGGGACUUGCAUGCCACCAGGGAGGAGUUCACGGCCUUUCUGCACCCAGAGGAGUUUCCCCACAUGCGAGACACUGUUAUUGCCGAGACCAUGGAGGACUUGGACAAGAACGGAGACGGCUACGUGCAAGUGGACGAGUAUAUAGCGGACCUGUACUCCCCGGAGCCGGAGGGAGGUGAGGAACCGGCCUGGGUACAGACGGAGCGGCAACAAUUCCGAGACUUCCGGGAUCUGAAUGGGGACGGGCACCUGGAUGGGCGUGAGGUGGGGCACUGGGUGCUGCCCCCAGCCCAGGACCAGCCGCUGGUUGAGGCCAAUCACCUGCUGCAGGAGAGCGACACCAACAAGGAUGGGCGCCUGAGCAAACAGGAGAUCCUGGGAAACUGGAACAUGUUCGUGGGCAGCCAGGCCACCAACUACGGCGAGGAUCUGACACGGCACCACGAUGAGCUCUGAGCGCCUCCGCGCCCGCCCGUAGCUCAGGGCUCCCCAGCAUUCUCAAACGUGGGGGGGCAGCUGAGUGGCUCACAGGAUGGAGAGCCAGGCUAGAGACAGGAGGUCCUGGGUUCAAAUCUAGCCUUAGACACUUCCUAGCUGGGUGAGCCUGGCCAAGCCACUGAACCCCCACUGCCGUGGGACCAAAGUUCAUAUCCAUUGUAAGAUAGAAGGCGGGGGUUAUGAAGCCAGCCAGCCAGAGUCCCCAAGCCCUGGACUCCAGCAGCACUUAGUGACUACUUUCUCCCCCUUUUAUGGAGUUUCUUUUCGAUUCUACACUCUCCCUCCCCACCCAUAGAGAAGACCAGAAAUAACACGACACGCACCACUCGGCAAAAUAUCCUUUACUCAGCUGUGCCAGGCUGGGGCUGAUGGUACGGAGCCCCACAAAAUCCUUCCUCACUCAAGGGCUUUCCUUGGGGACCGUCUGUCCCCCCCAAUCCUGGGAGCCCCAGGAGCCACCAACCAUAGCUUUCAGGGUGUAGAAGUCCGGGCCCCUCCCGGCUCCUCCCAGCCUUUCCCAGGCCUGUCAGGAUGAGCACUGGGACCCCCAAAGUCACGAGUGUAGGAAAUCUGAGCCCGACCUGGCAGGAAGAACCGAUUCUCUUUAUGCCUCCCUUGAGGCCGCACCCCCAUGUUCUGAGCCCACGGAUGGGCGGGACGGGGGCUGGAAUAAAAGCUGAGGCCUCAA
This is a messenger RNA of Monodelphis domestica (gray short-tailed opossum), 1932 nucleotides long. RefSeq names its product reticulocalbin 3 (gene RCN3). Gene Ontology annotation, molecular function: calcium ion binding. Lineage: Eukaryota; Metazoa; Chordata; Mammalia; Didelphimorphia; Didelphidae. Gene Ontology annotation, cellular component: endoplasmic reticulum. The record is from RefSeq and is a predicted model, not a curated record.